AAUCCUUUCUUUCUAACUACAUCUGUUAAUGGCGUCUGCACUUCUCCUCUCGAACCUUCCCUUCUUCUCCCACCAUCGUAAUGGCAAAAACCUCGUUUUCAGACAGACCUCAAGCUUUACCCAUUCAAAAUCCAUAAGAAGUUCCAAGUUCGAUAUACCCAAGAAGAAAAGCCCUAAAAUUUCCCUAUAUUCCUUUCUCUUAUCAACUAAGAUUCUCGCAGGAACCUCUGAGAAUCCAGUCUCUGAUGAGCUUCUAGCCGGUGAGGAUUCAGCUGUGUUCGAUGUCGGCAGCCAAAAGAUCUCUUCUUGGCUUUACUUUACUGGAAUCUUAGGAGUUGUUCUCUUUGUCCUUGAUGUGGUUUGGUUGGAUUCGUCUACUGGGUAUGGAAAGACAUUCAUUGAUGGUGUUGAAAGCCUUUCGGAGAGUCACGAGGUAGUAAUGUUGAUUCUUAUUCUCAUUUUUGCUACCGUCCACAGUGGAAUGGCUAGUCUUCGAGAUUUAGGAGAAAAAUUAAUUGGAGAACGUGCCUACCGUGUCCUCUUUGCGGGGAUCUCUCUACCAUUGGCAGUUAGCACUGUUGUGUACUUCAUUAAUCACCGGUAUGAUGGAGUGCAGUUGUGGCAGCUCCACAGUGUACCUUUUGUCCAUGAACUAGUGUGGAUCUCAUCCUUCAUCUCUUUCUACUUGCUUUAUCCUUCAACAUUCAAUUUGUUAGAGGUUGCAGCUGUGGAUAAGCCUAAAAUGCAUCUUUGGGAAACCGGUAUCAUGAGAAUCACCAGGCACCCACAGAUGGUUGGGCAGGUGAUCUGGUGCUUGGCUCACACACUCUGGAUUGGCAACUCUGUAGUUGUGGCAGCUUCUAUUGGCUUAAUUGGACACCAUCUAUUUGGUGUCUGGAAUGGUGACAGGAGGUUGGCUUUGCGUUAUGGAGAAGCUUUUGAGGUCGUUAAGAGUCGAACCAGUGUUGUACCUUUUGCAGCUAUCCUUGAUGGCCGCCAAAAGUUGCCGAAAGAUUAUUACAAGGAAUUCCUUCGGUUGCCAUACCUAGCAAUAACAGCAUUGACACUAGGUGCAUACUGGGCCCAUCCACUUAUGCAAGCUGCAAGUUUUCGGCUACAUUGGUAGGAUGUGAGUGGUUCAUUUAUCCUAUCUGUACCUCACAAAUUGAGCUUGAAGUUGUAUAUUUUGUACAUUCCUAUUUUGGGCAUUCAGUGAAGAUGUUUAUCAGGUUCAUUUGGAAG
Messenger RNA from Telopea speciosissima, 1242 nucleotides. RefSeq names its product 15-cis-zeta-carotene isomerase, chloroplastic. Gene Ontology annotation, molecular function: 9,15,9'-tri-cis-zeta-carotene isomerase activity. The transcript is spliced from 4 exons. Gene Ontology annotation, cellular component: chloroplast. NCBI's taxonomy places the organism in Eukaryota, Viridiplantae, Streptophyta, Magnoliopsida, Proteales, Proteaceae. The coding region runs from base 29 to 1126 and encodes 365 amino acids. The record is from RefSeq and is a predicted model, not a curated record. Gene Ontology annotation, biological process: carotene biosynthetic process.